UAGGGACCGUCCCUCCAUAAGAGGGACAUUUGGGAGCUAUGUCUACAUAACCUCUUCUCUGUAUAUAAAGGCUUGAACUCCACUUCCUCCCUGUGACACACAAGCUUGAGUUCCAGCGGCAGGAAGUGACGAUGGUUGGGAGGACUGGGUGCAGAGGGGGUGGCUACUACAGGUCACUCUCCUCCCCACAUCAGACCUUUGAGCAGCAAGUCAGAAACGAAACUCAGCAAGCCCAUGAAAGCGAAACUAGUCUACAUUGUGGGCAGACUGGGAGAUUUGCAUACUCAGACAGCUGAAGGCUUCCAGGAACUUUCUAGGUGCAGCUGCCACGGUGGCUUCAUAUACUGGAGGAAAAGAACGACGAAGCGUUGGACAUGAAAUGGUUUUGAAGAAGAGAAAAUUGUCUUACUAUAGCAGAUAACCAAACCGAAAACCUAGUGCCAUGGACUCUACGGGGGAAAGUCAUACCGAAGUUUCACAGCAGGAUUGUGAGACCACCAAGAGUGAUGCAGUAGUUAACCCAACAAGAGCGGAGAAUGAAGUCAAGGAGCCAAUACCAGAUGAAUCCAAGUUAUCAAUCUCCGAUAUCAGAAGUCAACUUUGCCACAUGCAGAUGGUGUCAUGGCGGACAGUCAGUAACAUUCACAGCAAUAUUAACACUAUGCAAAAGAACCAAGCACUACACCAGUUAAAUCUCAGUAAAAACUACAAUGACUGUCAUCGUUUACUGAAAAUAGAGGAAGAGAUGCAGUUGGCCACAUUUAAGAAACAAGAAGACCUAGCCAUGCAAAGGUUGGAGGAGAAAACCUUAAACCUGGUGCACCUCAUGGAGAAACUCCAAAAGGCAAGAACUGUGGACCAGCUAGAAGUCAUUGAAGACACGUUGAAGACGCUGGAAAACCCUGAGGAGGAACUGGACAUAGGUGAGCCUCCCGUGCGGCUCAGAAUAUGGAAUGAGAUGAUACAUAUGGUGAAACCAAUACCAGAACAGAUAAAGUUUGAUCCUCAAAGUGCUCAUCCGAAUCUUGUCUUAUCCCCAGAUCUCAAGAAAGUGAGAUUUGAGCCAAAUCCUCAAACAUUAAAAGGGUCUCCACAAUGUUUUGAACCAGGGUUAUAUGUUUUAGGGACACCAGGAUUUAAGUCUGGUCGGCACUACUGGGAAGUAAAUGUGGGCGAUAAAAGUAGUUGGAUCAUAGGCGUCGUAAAGGAGUCGGUGGAACGCAAGGGUGCAUGGGAGCUGAAUUCAUCCAAUGGCUAUUGGGUUCUACGUAAACAAGACGACAAUGUGUAUUAUGGCCUCGGAAACACUUGUGAGAUGUUAACAUAUGACUUUCCUCCUAUGAGGAUUGGGAUUUGCUUGGAUUUAUUUAAAAGUCACCUGAUCUUUUAUGAUGCCAGCACUACAGACAUCCUUCAUCAAUUGUCUCUGUGUUUUGCUAAGGAGACCCUGUUUCCCUUUUUUUGUCCUGGAGUUCCUGUAAGAGAAGACGACUGGUGCCCACUAACUAUAUGUGCCUAAGAUAAAUAACAUUAAGUGUGGAUUCUUAGGGGUAUUCCAGGAAA
This is a messenger RNA of Hyla sarda, 1563 nucleotides long. Its product is annotated as nuclear factor 7, ovary-like. The coding region runs from base 443 to 1519 and encodes 358 amino acids. Lineage: Eukaryota; Metazoa; Chordata; Amphibia; Anura; Hylidae. The transcript has 3 exons. The record is from RefSeq and is a predicted model, not a curated record. Gene Ontology annotation, molecular function: protein binding.